AUGGAAAAGUUCGUACACGAUCCAUGUUGGCAGUUCCAGUCUGAGCGGCAGUGGGGGUUCCAGGCACGGCGUACCGCUGUGACACCUCAUGAAAACUUCAUAAAUAGUGGCAGCACUUCCAUAGGCGCCUUUCCAAAUGACGUGGCUCUCAUGAAGCUUAGUUCUUCAAAUUUGUUUAAUCAAAACAAACAACCGAUUAGUUUGACAUCCGUCACUAACGCCCAACUAGCAGGCUACAAUGAAGAGGACUGUGCGAUUACUGGAUGGGGUGGAACAAACGGCAACGGUGGUUCGCUGCCAAAUAUACUACAGAAGACCUUUGUUAAGAUAAUGACUGACAAUGCCUGUUCCGUUUCUCUCGGUUCUAGCUUGAACAGCGACAUACACAUUUGUGUAGACGGUGCUGGCACCUCUUGAGGUUGCAAUGGCGACAGUGGCGGUCCUUUGGUGUGUAAGUCGGUAAUGACUUUGAACUUGCUGGUGUGACGUCAUUUGUCUUUGGAAAAUGUUUGACAAGCUAUCCUACAGUAUACGCCGAGACGUACGCCUUCAGGACCUGGAUCCAAAACGUCAUGAAUAACAUG
Molecule: messenger RNA, 584 nt
Organism: Mizuhopecten yessoensis (Yesso scallop)
Lineage: Eukaryota; Metazoa; Mollusca; Bivalvia; Pectinida; Pectinidae
Product: fibrinolytic enzyme, isozyme C-like
Exons: 5
Coding region: 1-417 (138 amino acids)
Biological process (GO): proteolysis
Molecular function (GO): serine-type endopeptidase activity
Source: RefSeq, a predicted model, not a curated record